Molecule: messenger RNA, 681 nt
Organism: Amphibalanus amphitrite
Lineage: Eukaryota; Metazoa; Arthropoda; Thecostraca; Balanomorpha; Balanidae
Product: vicilin-like antimicrobial peptides 2-1
Exons: 2
Coding region: 1-681 (226 amino acids)
Source: RefSeq, a predicted model, not a curated record
AUGAGGCUAAAGCUGGAGUGGCAGAGGAGACGUCACUGCGAGGAGCUGGAGUGGCAGAGGAGACGUCACUGCGAGGAGCUGGAGUGGCAGAGGAGACGUCACUACCAGGAGCUGGAGUGGCAUAGGAGACGUCACUGCCAGGAGCUGGAGUGGCAGAGGGGACGUCACUGCGAGGAGCUGGAGUGGCAGAGGAGACGUCACUGCGAGGAGCUGGAGUGGCAGAGGAGACGUCACUGCGAGGAGCUGGAGAAGCAGAGGAGACGUCACUGCGAGGAGCUGGAGUGGCAGAGGAGACUGCACUGCGAGGAGCUGGAGUGGCAGAGGAGACGUCACCGCGAGGAGCUGGAAUGGCAGAGGAGACGUCACUGCGAGGAGCUGGAGUGGCAGAGGAGACGUCACUGCCAGGAGCUGGAGUGGCAGAGGAGACAUCAUUGCCAGGAGCUGGAAUGGCAGAGCAGAGGAGACGUCACUGCGAGGAGCUGGAGUGGCAGAGGAGACGUCACUGCGAGCAGCUGGAGUGGCAAAGGAGACGUCACUGCGAGGAGCUGGAAUGGCAGAGGAGACAUCAUUGCCAGGAGCUGGAGUGGCAGAAGAGACUGCACCAUCAGGGCUGCAGGACCAGAACAGACGGCACCAGCAGGAGUGGAAGGAUCUGGAGCGGCGCCCCGGCCGCUCGGCUAG